AUGUUUUCCAAUUAGCAAUUGAUUGUAAAUCAUUGUUAUUCAAAAACAUAGAUUUUGGAGAUAAUUAUUCAAUCUUCUUUUUAGGAUAAGUGUUCAAUGUAUUGGAUACAACUAUUCAAGAAUUUUUUCAGGAAGAAAAAUCUUCAGCUAAAGCUUGAGAAGAUAUCAAGAUAGUCUAAAUAACUUGUACUAUGUAAAAGGAUUAUUUAUAAACAUUUUAAAUGA
Messenger RNA from Paramecium pentaurelia, 225 nucleotides. Lineage: Eukaryota; Ciliophora; Oligohymenophorea; Peniculida; Parameciidae. The record is from the annotation of a GenBank genome assembly.